GCAAGGAUCUCGAGGUUGCAAAAGUUUUCGUGAAUGUUGACUUGACGAAGGAACUGCCGAAAACCAUGAACUUCAGUUUUCAAGGAAAGGAAACACUUAUUGAGUUUACUUACUCUCGGUUACUGGCUAAGUGUACUGCAUGUGGGAAGUGGGGCCAUCUGUCCUUGGCUUGUCUCAGGAAACCAAUUGUUGUGUCUGAACGAGUGAGGGAGGAACAGAGCAGUGAUAAUAUAAAGGAAGUAGAGGAAACUCAGACUUCUAAGGAAGAAGUAGAGAUUCAGAAACCUGCAACGGAUGCUGCAAUAGAUGCAGCGUUUGAUACCGUCUCAGGUGAUGGGGAUGCAACAGUUACAGCUGUGAGUGAGGCUACUGAUACUAUCUGCACUGAAAAGGAGGCAUGUCCAAAUGAGAAUGAAUGAAUCACACCUACAAAAGUUGGGAAAACACUGGAAAAGAAUGAAGAACAAAAUCUUAGUCCGGUAUCUCUUCUUGCUAAAUCGCCAUUUGCAGCUCUGGCCUUGGAGGAGGAGGAAGGCGAAAUAGUAGGUCAAAGUGAGGCAGAGAAGGACAUUCAAACUAGUGUGGAAGCAGAGGACAUUGAGGAGUUGAAGAUCCCUGAUUCAUCUAAUAUAUCUCUCCUAAAAACUGCAGCUCCAGCUAGAGAAGUGGGACCUUUGACUCGGCGAUCCUUGCCUUGUCUCUCAAAGGACAAGCACAAAAUUCUAUCAAACUCUACUGUUCAGAAGACGACUGACCCUGGUCAGAGUCUUAUGAAUAAGAAGACCACCCGCAAGAAUAAUUAAUGUCGGGUUUCUAUUGGAACAUCUGAGGUUUCAACAAAGAUAAAAAGCAAUAUGUGGUGAGAGAAUAGAUUAACAAAAAUGCUUUGAAAUUUGGAUGUAUAAUAGAAACUCGAGUAAAAGAAAAGAGGAUGCAACGUAUUGUUUCUUCUGCUUUUUCACACUGGUCGGCAAUAUCAAAUUAUGAGCAUCAUAGACUUGGUAGACUAUGGGUUGUUUGGAGUCCGGAGGUUCGUGUUACUCCGUGUUUUAAGAGUUCUCAGUUAAUAACUGUUUCAGUUUUACUGGAUGGCAUGACAGAGGAGUUCUUAUGUUCUUUUGUCUAUGCCUCUAAUUUCUUUGAGGAUAGAAGGGAGUUAUGGAAUGAUUUGAAGGAUCACCAAGACUCGACUAUGUUUAAAGAUAAGCCAUGGAUAGUUGUCGGCGAUUUUAAUGAGAUUUUGGAGCUGGAUGAGCAUUUGGGGCAUAGUACCGCGACGGUUACUACAGGUAUGCGUGAAUUCCAAGAGGCUAUACACCACUGUCGGUUCUUGGACAUGAAAGCUCAUGGUCCAAAGCUCACCUAGAGUAACAAGAGAAAGGAUGAGCUUAUUCAAAGGAAGUUGGAUAGAACCUUGGUUAAUGACAUCUGGAUUUCAAAGUUCCCUCAAACUUAUUGUGUCUUCGAAGCUGGUGGUUGUUCUGACCAUCUUCGGUGCAGAAUACAGCUCACAUCAGAGACACUGAAACCUAAACGGCCUUUCAAGUUCAUUAAUGUCACUACAUAAUCCCCAGAUUUCCUCCCUUUGGUUGAGAAGUUUUGGGAAUCCACUGUCCCUUUAUUAAGUUCAACUUCUGCUCUGCACCGACUAUCAAAGAAGCUAAAGGAGCUCAAACCAUCUUUAAGAGAGCUAAGCAGGAAACAAGUGGGUGAUAUCACAAAGAAGACGAAAGAAGCUUACAAAACCUUGUGGACUUGCCAGCUAAAUGCAUUGACAAACCCCUCUCUGUUGGUAUUAGAUGAGGAGGCACGGGCCUAUGAGAGAUGGAAUUUACUGUCUAGUAUUGAGGAAAAUGUCCUAAGCCAGAAAGCAAAGGUGCAUUGGUUACAAGUAGGGGAUGGGAAUAAUACAACUUUCCAUAACUAUGCUAAGUGUCGAGCCGUAAAGAAUUCUAUACGGGAGAUUCAAAGAGAGGAUGGUAGUAUUGCUGAUACCCAGGAAGACAUUAAGAAAGAGGCUGUCGAUUAUUUCAAUGGUUUCCUUGGGCACGAAGUUGAGAAUUAUCAUGGGCCAGAUGUUGAAGAAAUUAAAAAACUCUUGGAGUUUCAGUGUGAUGAGGAUGAUAGAGAUGCUUUGUCCAAAGAAGUUACUGAGGAAGAGAUCCGAAAGGCCUUAUUUUCCAUGGCUGGAAACAAGGCACCAGGACCUGAUGGAUAUACAUGUGAAUUCUUUAAGGCUGCAUGGCAUAUAGUUGGUAAGGACUUUGUGGUGGCUGUUAAAGCUUUUUUCGAUACUGGGUUUCUACCAAAAAGAGUGAACUCAACUAUUUUGGCUCUCAUACCAAAGAAGGAGGAAUCUAACAUGAUGAAAGACUACAGGCCAAUUUCUUUUUGUAAUGUUCUAUAUAAGAUCAUUUCAAAGCUCAUGGCGAACAGACUGAAACUGGUCCUUCCUAAGUUCAUUGAGCCAAACCAAUCAGCUUUUGUAAAGGAUCGCCUCCUCAUGGAAAAUGUACUACUUGCUUCAGAACUAGUCAAGAGUUACCAUAAGAGCACUGUCUCGGCCAGAAGUGCUAUUCAGAUUGACAUAUCAAAGGCUUUUGACACAGUACAGUGGCCAUUUCUGCUAUCCACUCUUGCAGCGCUGGGCAUUCCGGAAAAGUUUAUUUUAUGGGUUGAAAAAUGUGUUUCUUUGGCCUCUUUCUCGGUGCAAGUCAAUGGAGAGCUUGCCGGAUAUUUUAAUAGCAAAAGGGGAAUCAGACAAGGUUGUUCUUUGUCACCAUACCUGUUUGUUAUUUGUAUGCAAGUGUUGUCGAAAAUGCUUAACAAAGGUGCUGCAGAAAAGAGAUUUGGAUACCAUCCUUACUGCCAAGGACUUAAGCUUACACAUCUCAGCUUUGCAGACGAUUUGCUAGUCUUUACUGAUGGGAAGCGCCAAUCCAUUGAAGGUAUUAUAAAUAUUUUCAACCACUUUGCUGAGAUGUCGGGUCUACAUAUCAGCAUGGAAAAGACAACAAUCUUUCUCGUUGGUGUUCAAGAUACUGAGAAGCAAGAGCUCCUUGACACUUUUGCUUUCGCCCAUGGUGACUUACCAGUGAGAUACCUCGGGUUGCCGCUGUUAACUAAACAAAUGACUGUAAGAGAUUAUGCUCCUUUGAUUGAGAAGAUCAGAGCUCGUAUUGGUUCCUGGAAAGACAGAUUUUUGUCUUUUGCCGGUAGACUGCAGUUGAUUGGAUCUGUUAAUCACAGUCUCACAAACUUUUGGAUAUCAGCAUUUAAAUUACCAAGAAACUGUAUUCAAGAAAUUGACAGUCUCUGCGCAGCGUUUCUGUGGUCGGGAGCUGAUCUGAAUACAAAUAAAGCAAAAGUUAGUUGGAAGGAUUGUUGUAGGCCAAAAGAAGAAGGAGGCUUGGGACUGCGGUCUCUUGAGGAAGCAAACCAGGUCUCUUUUUUGAAGUUGGUAUGGCGUAUCCUAUCUUCAAAAAAUUCUCUUUGGGUGAAAUGGGUGAGACGUUAUCUAAUCCGCAAGGGAUCUUUAUGGACAGUAAAAGAUAGUAGUUCUCUUGGCUCGUGGAUGUGGAAGAAGCUACUCAAGUGCAGAGAAGUUGCUGCUGUAUUUUCGAAGAUGAAAGUUCAGAAUGGCAUGUCAACGUCUUUCUGGUUUGAUGACUGGUCAGAACUAGGAUGUCUAAUGGAUAAAACAGGAGCUGGUGGACCUAUGAAUAUGAGUAUUCGACUCCAUGAUACAGUUGCUACAGUAAUCCAAAAGCACAAGAGAAGAAGACACCGAGUGGAGCUUUAUAAUCUCAUCGAGCUGGAGAUUUUGAAGGUUAAAAACAGAGGGUUGCAGAGUGAAGAGGAUAUCAGACUAUGGAAGUGUGGUGAUGAUUAUAAACCGAGCUCUACUACCAAAGAAACUUGGAAGCUCUUGCGAGGGAUGCAGGCACGAGUUGACUGGUUCGAAGGUGUGUGGUUUCGCUACAGCACUCCAAGGUUCUCCUUCCACACAUGGGUCGCAAUCCUGGAUAGACUGCCUACUGGAGAUCGUAUAUCGCUAUGGAAUGGUGGCAUUGCGGUUAUGUGUCCGCUGUGCAAGGACUGUCCUGAGACAAGAAACCAUCUGUUUUUUCAGUGUAAAUACUCGGGGGAGGUGUGGUCGAGUCUCACUAGAAAGCUUUUGAGGAUGGAUUAUACCAAUGUGUGGGAUGACAUUAUACCCCUUCUCACUAAAAGGCAAAGCAAACGAGGAAUGUGGAAUCUCGCCGGGGUUCCAGUCGUCAUGACGCAAUGGAAGCCGUUUGUUGAAGAAGAAAAACCAGAGGAAUCCAUCCCGUUAUGGGUUCACUUACGAAACGUCCCUUUAAACAUGUUCUCUUGGAAAGGUCUUAGCUUUGUGACGAGUCCAGUGGGUGUGCCUGUGAGACUUAACCCAGACACAGCACAAUGCAAGGAUCUCGAGGUUGCAAAAGUUUUCGUGAAUGUUGACUUGACGAAGGAACUGCCGAAAACCAUGAACUUCAGUUUUCAAGGAAAGGACAUGCUUAUUGAGUUUACUUACUCUCGGUUACCGGCUAAGUGUACUGCAUGUGAGAAGUGGGGCCAUCUGUCCUUGGCUUGUCUCAGGAAACCCGUUGUUGUGUCUGAACGAGUGAGGGAGGAACAGAGCAGUGAUAAUAUAAAGGAAGUAGAGGAAACUCAGACUUCUAAGGAGGAAGUAGAUAUUCAGAAACCUGCAACGGAUGCUGCAAUAGAUGCAGCGUUUGAUACCGUCUCAGGUGAUGGGGAUGCAACAGUUACAGCUGUGAGUGAGGCUACUGAUACUAUCUGCACUGAAAAGGAGGCAUGUCCAAAUGAGAAUGAAUGGAUCACACCUACAAAAGUUGGGAAAACACUGGAAAAGAAUGAAGAACAAAAUCUUGGUCCAAUAUCUCUUCUUGCUAAAUCGCCAUUUGCUGCUCUGGCCUUGGAGGAGGAGGAAGGCGAAAUAGUAGGUCAAAGUGAGGCAGAGAAGGACAUUCAAACUAGUGUGGAAGCAGAGGACAUUCAGGAGUUGGAGAUCCCCGAUUCAUCUAAUAUGUCUCUCCUAAAAACUGCAGCUCCAGCUAGAGAAGUGGGACCUUUGACUCGGCGAUCCUUGCCUCGUCUCUCAAAGGACGACCACAAAAUUCUAUCAAACUCUACUGUUCAGAAGACGACUGACCUUGGUCAGAGUCUUAUGAAUAAGAAGACCACCCGCAAGAAUAAUUAA
Molecule: messenger RNA, 5248 nt
Organism: Brassica napus (rape)
Lineage: Eukaryota; Viridiplantae; Streptophyta; Magnoliopsida; Brassicales; Brassicaceae
Exons: 1
Coding region: 2183-5248 (1021 amino acids)
Source: RefSeq, a predicted model, not a curated record